CACCUCCUGUGAAGCCCUGGUUCAAAUUCAGACGCCGCGGCCUGGCUCGCUUGCCUGCCUCAGCGAGACGGUCCCGUGGCUGGAGGUGAGUUCUGUGCUGCGUGGAGACAUCGCUGAGGGCGACGGCAGCGAGGCGAAGAAGGCCGACGCGUGCGGAGGCGCGAACUGAAGCGGCUGCAGGAGCCGGAGGGCGGGGGCAAUGGCUGAGGAAAACUGCGAGAUUGAUGGCAUCAAUUUCCCCUUUCCCUACAAACCCUAUCCUAUCCAGAAGGACUUCAUGGCAGAGCUCUACAAGGUUUUAGAUGCUGGCAAGAUUGGGAUAUUUGAGAGUCCAACUGGCACGGGAAAGUCCUUAAGUCUUAUUUGUGGGGCCCUGUCCUGGCUCCGAGACUUUGAACAGAAGAAACUGCAAGCAGAGGCUCAUCUUCUUGCAUCUGGAUCUGACUCCACAAGUGGUGGGAAGAACUCACUCCCAUCUUCCUCAUCUUGCCAAGAACCCUGUGACACCCUGAGGCCUGCUGGAGAACCUGACUGGGUCACUGAAUUUGUUCAGAAGAAAGAAGAAAGGGAGCUGGUGGAAAGGCUGAAGGAGGAGCAGGUGAAGAGGAGGAAGCGAGAGGAGCGUCUGCAGCAGGUCUGCCAGGAUGGAAGGCUCAGGUUUGCAGCCAAGCGCAUGAAACAGGAAGAAGAGGAGACGGAAACGCUCCUGCGCCUCAGCAGGGAGAUGCUGGCUGCAGGAACAGGACCAGAGCUCCUAGAGCAGCUGGAGUGUGGGGAGGAGGAGCUGGUGCUGGCAGAGUAUGAGAGUGACGAGGAGAGAAGAGCCAGCAGAGUGGAUGAGGAUGACUUGGAGGAAGAGCAUGUAACCAAGAUUUAUUACUGCAGUCGGACACACUCACAGCUGGCCCAAUUUGUGCAUGAAGUGCUCAAGAGCCCUUUUGGCGAGGAAACACGGCUAGUCUCCCUGGGCUCUCGGCAGAACCUUUGUGUGAAUGAAGAUGUGAAAAACUUGGGUUCUGUGCAACUUAUGAAUGACCGCUGCGUGGAUAUGCAAAGAAGCAAACACGAGAAGAACAGAGCCGGGGAAGAGAAGCUGAAGAGAAAGAGACAGAAGAUCCAGACCUCUUGCCCCUUCUACAACCAUGAGCAGAUGCAGCUUUUUCGGGAUGAGGUUCUGCUGAAGGUGAAGGACAUGGAGCAGCUUGUGGCCCUUGGGAAGGAGGCCCGGGCCUGUCCCUACUAUGGAAGCCGCUUUGCUGUCCCUGCAGCUCAGCUGGUGGUGUUGCCAUACCCAAUGCUGCUGCAUGCAGCCACCCGGCAGGCUGCGGGAAUCAGGCUGCAAGGCCAGGUGGUGAUCAUUGACGAGGCACACAACCUGAUAGACACCAUCACCAACAUCCACAGCACAGAAGUCAAUGGCUCCCAGCUCUGCCAGGCCCACUCUCAGUUGCUCCAGUACAUGGAAAGAUACGGGAAGCGUUUGAAGGCCAAGAACCUGAUGUACAUCAAGCAGGUCCUGUACUUGCUGGAGAAGUUCGUGGAUGUUUUGGGAGGUAACGUUAAACAAAAUCCUAGUACACAGAGCCUGCCCCAGACAGGGUCUGAGCUGAAGAGCAUCAACGACUUUCUCUUUCAGAGCCAGGUAGACAACAUCAACCUGUUCAAGGUGCAGCGGUACUUGGAGAAGAGCAUGGUCAGCAGGAAGCUCUCUGGCUUCACAGAACGUUUUGGAGCUGUUCUUCCAUCCCUCGGAGCCUCUCAGGAGAACUGCAAUCUGGAUGGCUUCCAGUACUUCCUGAAGAGCCUGCAGUCAGGGCCUGAGGAGUCCCUAGAGGAAGGCCAGUCUGCAGCCCCACGGCCUGCCUCCCCACUGAUGCAUGUUGAGGCCUUUUUAGCAGCUCUCACCACUGCUAACCAAGACGGCAGGGUUAUCCUGAGCCGCCAAGGAAGUGUUGGUCAGAGCAGCCUCAAAUUCUUACUCUUGAACCCAGCUGUGCACUUUGCCCAAGUGGUGAAGGAAUGUCGAGCAGUGGUCAUUGCAGGUGGCACCAUGCAGCCGGUAUCUGACUUCCGGGAGCAGCUGCUGGCAUGUUCUGGAGUGGAAGCUGAACGAGUGGUGGAGUUUUCUUGUGGUCAUGUGAUUCCUCCAGAAAACAUCUUGCCCCUUAUUAUAUGCAGCGGGCCCUCUAACCAACAGCUGGAAUUCACCUACCAGAGGAGAGAGCUGCCUCAGAUGAUGGAGGAGACAGGCCGGAUUCUCUGUAACUUGUGCAACGUGGUCCCCGGAGGGAUGGUAUGUUUCCUCCCUUCCUAUGAGUAUCUGCUCCAGGUUCAUGCUCAUUGGGACAAGACUGGCCUGCUGGCACGUCUGUCUGUCAAGAAAAAGAUAUUCCAAGAGCCCAAAAGAGCAAGCCAGGUGGAGCAGGUGCUGAUGGCGUAUUGCAAGUGCAUUACGUGCUGCAGUCACACAGGAGGCCAUCUGACAGGGGCCUUGCUCCUCUCCGUGGUUGGAGGGAAGAUGAGUGAAGGGAUCAACUUCUCUGAUGACUUGGGCCGGUGUGUGGUGAUGGUGGGGAUGCCAUACCCCAACAUGAAGUCUCCAGAGCUGCAAGAGAAGAUGGCCUACUUAGACCAGACCCUUCCUAGGAUACAAGGUCAGCCACCCCCAGGGAAGGUGUUGGUGGAGAAUCUCUGUAUGAAGGCUGUUAACCAAUCCAUAGGCAGGGCCAUCAGGCACCAGAGGGACUUUGCCAGCAUUGUGCUCCUGGAUCACCGAUAUGCACGGCCUGCUGUUCUAGCGAAGCUACCAGCCUGGAUAAGAGACCGAGUGGAGAUUAAAGCCACCUUUGGCCCUGCCUUUGCUGCUAUGAGUAAGUUUCAUCGAGAGAAGUCACAACGCUCUUUGGUGUAGGCCUCCCUUUUAUUCUCCCUGCCUGACCUGGCCUUUGUAUUUGGCUUCAGAAGGACUAAACCUUCUGCAGACUGCCAUGUCUACAGCAGCCUUCCAGAGGCAGUGGACUCCAGUGUUCUGACUUACAUAGAAAAGCCACCAGGACAAGUCCUGAUCGUCCUGCAGGAACUUGGCGUGGGCCACCUCAUUUCCUAACUGACUCUUACCAUAAUGCCUUUCUCCAUGGCUUCAGGAGGCUGUGGGAGCAGUAGCUUUCUGGCCUUUUCGAGGGCGAGCUCCACCCUGCCUCUGUCCUUUCUAGGGACAGUAAGCCAUUCUGGGCCUUUGACUCCCAUUUCAACCACAGAUGUCCCGCUUCGGCUUUACUGACUGCUCCACUCUAGUAAGAGUAGGGCCUGUCACUUGGCUCCUGGUCUUUCUCAAGCCAGCAGGGCCUCUUUCCUUCAGGCCCCUGAGAAGAUCCUGAUGCCACCACCCCUACCAUGGCCUCAGCAGCAAUGCCAGUUUCCUUAGACUCUCAGCAUGAUUAAUGUAGAGUCCACCAGCCUGACUGAGGCAUUUUAGAUUGUGUAGCUGUUGCCCCAAUUCAUCUCUUGUUUGAACCCAGAGAAAAUGCUCCAUUCCCUCCCUCAGACAUUGUGUCCCUUUGAGACUCCGGGGCAAGAGUAAAGCCCACAUUGCUGAGCCAUCCAUGUCUAUCUGGCAAGGCUGCCCUUCAUUUUCUAAGGGCAGUGUUCACCUGGGCUGAGUCCUGGAGUUGCCAUUCUUUUUCAUUGUGUGUUGUUCUUUUCUGAAUCCUAACACGGGUAAGCAAAGUUUGCUAGGGAUUGGGCAAGUCAGGUAGUGAGACAGUGGAUCGACCCAUGGUACACAAGGCCCUGCUCCAUGAAAAGGGGUGAGGCAAGAUGCAGGACAGUUACAUAGCCACUUGGCCCUCUGUGGACAGGGGAGCUUUAGAGGUCAGCAUGCCCAGUAGUCUUCAGGGCUGUUCCUGCUGGAGUGUUGUGAGGAAGGCUCCAUCCUUUCUAGGGGCUGCUGGUCCACAAGGAGCAUUACAUCUUUGUUGGCCAGAUUAUAUAGUGUUUCAUAUAUUCACAUGUUCUGAUGUAACUGGUGAGGGUGGCCAAUGAUGCUUCCUUAAUCUAUUUUGAUUUCUUUAAAUUCAGACAGGGAACAUCUGAGCCUGCAUUGGGAUCCCAAGAGCCCCACUAUCAAUCUAAGGGAAAACAUCCCACAAGGAGCUGGCACUCCCUACAGAAGGCUACCUGUUUUGAGGGCUAAUUUAGAAUAUUCAGGAUAGAGUGGGGACUUACUGUCAAAAUUGAAAAGAACGCUUUAAGUACAGGGAAUUCUUUCCAUACAGAUUUCAUCCAUACUUCUGGUAGAUCCCUACC
Acomys russatus (golden spiny mouse) is the source of this 4305-nucleotide messenger RNA. It is a transcript of the gene Ddx11, whose product is annotated as DEAD/H-box helicase 11. Bases 200 to 2911 code for a protein of 903 amino acids. Lineage: Eukaryota; Metazoa; Chordata; Mammalia; Rodentia; Muridae. The transcript is spliced from 27 exons. Gene Ontology annotation, molecular function: hydrolase activity, acting on acid anhydrides, in phosphorus-containing anhydrides; DNA binding; DNA helicase activity. Gene Ontology annotation, cellular component: nucleus. The record is from RefSeq and is a predicted model, not a curated record. Gene Ontology annotation, biological process: establishment of sister chromatid cohesion; nucleobase-containing compound metabolic process.